Molecule: messenger RNA, 10618 nt
Organism: Amoebophrya sp. A120
Lineage: Eukaryota; Dinophyceae; Syndiniales; Amoebophryaceae
Source: the annotation of a GenBank genome assembly
GUUGAAUUCGGAACUGAUUCUAACGGCGUGGUCGUGCUGGUGUUGCAAAGGUACUUACUACAGCAUGAAAAUGUAAAAUGGAAUUCAUUGUAGCGAACCACGAGGUAAUAUAGAUCGGACAAGAACAAAAACUCGAAGUAAGAAAUGUCCGCCCCGGCCGCACCGCCUCCCGCGGAGGGCGCCGCCGCGGACCCGGCGGCCGCGGCAGAAGCUAUUGAUUGCAAAAAUGUCUGGGUCUGGAAGACUGUCAUGCAUAUUUUGCAAGACCCCUGACGCCAGUAUUGUAUGCCCUAGCAUCACAGAUUUUUUGAGGGCUUCCUGAUGCCUUCUAUACCGCAUGACAAAUGCCCUCCCCGCGAAGCACAAACUGGACCCCUAUUGCUUUUCAUGCAAUUCAGAUUUUUUAGAACAAUCCAAGGACAGCAUGAUCACAAGUUGCAACCUUCCAGACAUCCAGGGAUAUUUGCAUUUGAUAGAAGCGGCGAAGAAACAAGAGGCCGAUGCCGUGGAAAUGAUGAAGGCAAAAAUAUCGACCGGAAAAACUUUUGGUGGACAGCACUACUGCAGAACGAGUUCUAUUGUGCCGAGAAGAUGAUCCUUGCGAUGCGGUUUUUUCGGUCUCCGAUAAUUUGGCAUGUAGUUCAGGAGCACGACCAUCAACGGCAAAUUUACAUUGAUUUUUGUUGUUCAUUGUCCAUAUUUUUUUAAUGAAAAAAACAUCGACCACGACUUCUUGUUGCCAUCGCAACAAGAACCCCCAGUUGUCAACACGUAGACAGGAAAAGAAGAAGAACCGUAAGAACAGGCAUGAAAGUCUCUGUCUGCUAUGGUGCUGUACUGCUUUUCCACCGGAUAAUAAGCCCGGGUGAACCAGAAGGAGGUGCGGUCACGUCGGUUUCGGGACAGCACGACGGAAAACAUACCACCGAGUUACAAGUCCAAUUCCCCAAAAGAAGACCUGCUGCUGCAGCAUGUGUCAGAAUUCGAGCAGCAGUUCCUGUCGGUAUGGAAUUAUAUUGGAAGUUGCUUCAUCUACAGCUUUUUUACACUUUGACUUGUUUCACUUCAUGCAACUAUUUCAUCGACUCAUGCCAGCACUUGCGUUUCUUGUUGGCAAUCCGACCACCCGUUGUACGAAUAGAGUUGCUUGCAUGCCAUGUGUGGGUUGUGACAGGUAAUUUUAUCCAGGUCGAUUUAAGUAUCAAAAUCAAUUAUUAUCUUCGGUUCUUUUUCUUUAUCGCAGCUACUUACGGGGGUCGAGGUCGUGGAAGUAAAGACUAUUAAAAUCUUCUCUCCGACUAGGUAGGAGGUGGAAAAUCAACUUUCUCACCAGGUGUACGGGAACCGUUUUCUUUUCCUGUGUCCCCCGAACGAGUGCGACGUGCCGAAAUUUCUGCCCACGACCAUAAAACCCACGCACUUGCCGUACCAAGAACUGUAUGAGUACCAGACCUGCGCGGACUACGUGGCGGACCGACUGAACUACGAGGAAUUGAUUCCCGUGGACAAGUAUGGAUUGCAAAUAUGUCUGGGUCUGGAAAAUUGCUGAGGUUUGUGAUGCUGUGUCUGCUUGACACAGAAGCAAGGUGUGCCAUGCAAGGCCUAGCGUCACAGGUUUUGAGACGGUUUCCCAAUGCUUAAUCCGCAUGACAAACGCCUUCCUUCGGCGACAGGAAAAGGAACGCCCUUUGCUGUCUAAGCAUAACAGAUUUUUGUGUGAUCCAAGUAUGCGUCACAAGUUCGCACCCUUCCAGACCCAGACAUUUUUGCAUUUGAUAACAAGUACCCCAAGGUAAUCCCGAGUCCAACCACGGUCUUGGACUGGCGAGCCGGGGACUCCUUUAUCCAAGAAAAAAACUGUGUAAGUGUAAGUUUGUGUUGCAGAAAAUGCAAAACUGUUACACUUGUCAUGCUGGACAUGCAUCAGAGGCAAUUUUCGUGCGUGUUUUCACGUACUAGCCACGCAUGACAGGUUUUCUGUGUUAUGCAGAGCAAACUUGUGAUGCUAUUCCUCAAAGAAACUUACACUUACACAGUUUUUUGCCUGGAUAUCCUUCGACUUUAGCAUAAUAUCUAUGCAAGAUGGAUAUCUGUACUCUCAAGUUGAACUACAACCCGUGCGCUGAAAAUUGUCAUGCUGGUAGUUGUACAUGUACAUCACCAAAAUCACAAAAGGAUGAGGACCCUCACGGUAGCGAGAUGUCGUGCUUAGGCGAACGACAGCACAGCAGGCGUUGACUCGGAGGUCCUUUUGUCAACAUAUCCACCAGAUGCUGGUGUUUAAAAGUAUGUGGAUGCAAGCUAGUAAAUGAGCUUGUUUUAUUUUUUCACCGCCCGGGGCGGAAAAGCGGAUGUUUGCAUUGCAUAUUCCUAUGUUCGAUGCUGAUCGGAGUUGGGUACGACGCCUACUGCGUUUCCGGGUUUGCGCCACGGUAUUAAGAAAGUAGAUUUUGAUGUACCGAGUGUAUAAUAUGCAUGAUUUAGGAUUUGAAUAUGGAAUGUUUGUGUUGCACCAAGCAAUGAAUCAGCCACGUCAAGAACAUCAUUUAUUUAGGAUGGAGAAGGAUUAGAAAAUUAUGCAACAAGUGAAAAAACAAAAGGUUUAUCGCUACGAAGUGUGAAACUAUGGAGCACUGCGCCGUCGAACUGGCGGUGUUGGACGAGCGAAACGAGAUCGUUCCCUCCGGGUCUUUAUGCAUUGCAAAUAUGUCUGGGUCCUCUGGAACAAGAUGAGUGCAAGUUUCUCAUGCUCGGCUGGCAUGUUGACUCUUAAAACUCAGUCUGUGAUGCAUGAGCAGGAAAAGAUCCUCUUGCCUGCCAUGCAAGAACACAGUUUUUCAUGCGCAAAACGAAAGACAGAGCAAGUAGAACGAAAACUUGUCAUGCUUGGCUGCGUCUACGAGUGCGCCUACCAUUCACAGAUUUGCAUCACAACUAUCCAGACCCAUACAUGUUUGCAUUUGAUAGUCUUCGUCCAGCAGCUCUAGCUCCAAGUCCGCACCGAAGACAGAGGGCAUCCCGAAACGCCCGCCCUUCAACAAGUCGGGUUUUAUAACGGAGCAGACGGAUAAGGAGAGGCUUGAGGCAAAAAGGAAGUAUGACUAUCGUGAGAAAAAAGUGUUACAGUUACACAUUUGUUGGAGUUUCUGCAUCACAAAUUUUCUCUGUGUGGCAGAGAAGACUUGUAAUGCGAAGAUCAUAAGGGAAAACAGGAAGGAAACGAGGCUCCCAAGCAUUUCCUGCAUGAGAAAGGUCGUCUGUGUUGCCGGUCUUGCAACACAAUGUGUAACUGUAACACUUUUUUCUUGCGAUAAUGACGAGGCCAUGUGCAGUGACAGCGACGACGAAGAGGUAAAAUAUUUUUGAGACUGAUAUGACCUGCUCAAACGUUACAAUCUCAAGCGUUACAAUAGAAUCUGAGACUUGUCUUGCAUGAUCAACGUGACAGACUCGGACAGCAUUCCACUUUCUGCAAUACAAAUUUCGCCAGAUUGUAUUGCGGAUUGGGACUCCAGAACUUGUCAUGCGUAAUCCUGUGGGAGUAGGGUAGAUCAUGCACUUCUUGCAACACAAAUUCAUUCUAUUGUAACGUUUGAGAUUGUAACACCUGAGCAGGUUAUAACUGAAAUAGCGCUCCUAACUAGGUUGGUUUGCCUCUGCUCAUUGUGGAAUUAUGUGAAAUCUCUCAUAUAAGUUGUGGUUCCUAUCUUUCUUAUUUGUCGAGAAUGGAAUCUUAGGGGAGUGAAGAACAUCAAUAUUAAAUGAAUGUUUUUUUAUUAGGACAUGCCCGAGGAUGCCGGCCAGCGCGUGCACUGCUGGGUGCUGAUUCGGCAGGGGCUGCGGGGAAUGACAGAAGAUAUCUACAUCGAGUGCUCCACCGGCAGGUGUUACAAAGUGGCGGACUCCCCGUAUCUCAAGGUCGACCUGGUCUGGAACCACAAAAACCUGUGGGUGAACUAUCCUGCGUGAAAACGUCCCCACCCCAGAGUUGUCAUGCAAAUCUGCAUGCUGACAAUGUUUCUCAUGCGGAGCCCCAUGAGAAGCAUUUUCCAUUUGUGUUUUGGAAUUUGUCAUGCUCCAAUCAGCAUGAUAUACUAGAUCUGUGAUGCUGCUGAGCUAGCUCAAACAGCACUUCUGCAACAUGAGUCCAGAUUUGUCAUGCAAAACAGCCAAAACUUGUGGAUUUGUCUAGCCGAGUCCCCAUCUUGACUACAUCAGUGUGGGGACGUUUUUACAUAGGAUAUGAACAUGCAGAGCGAGAUUCCCGCGUCCGAAAUCUCGCUGAACCUGAACGAUCCCAGGUUUUACGAGUAUCGUAUUUAAAAACGUCCCCACCCCAGAGUUGUCAUGCAAGUCUGCAUGCUGAAAAUGUUUCUCAUGCGGAGCCCCCUGAGAAGCAUUUUCUAGUCGUGUUUUGGAGUUUGUCAUGCUCCAAUAAGCAUGAUAUACUAGAUCUGUCAUGCUGCUUCACUACCUCAAACAGCACUACACUACGGUGCCAAACUUGUCAUGCAAAACAGCCAAACCUUGUGGAUGCAUGUGUCUAGCCGAUUCUCCAUCUUGACUAUGGGGUGGGGACGUUUUUACAUGGGAUAACGAGUACGUGCUGGUCACUGCGGAUCAAGCGGGCGAUGAGGGGGGAGACUCGGAGGAAGCCAAGGAGGACGAGGAGGGCGGUGACCUCGGUGCCGGCGACGCCGGGGACCAGGCUAUCAUACAGAAAAAAGCAAGCAGGGCAUAUAUAACUAAACAAAAAAAUUGCUAUGGGCGAGCACAUACCAUGCUGUUCCGUUACGCAGUGCGCGACUUUUCUGUGUGUUUUUUUUGCGUUACAAAUAUGCCUUGCCUGGCUUUUUCUGUGGGAUACAGGCGGACAAAAACAAGGAAAAAGUCCAGUACCUGGACAACCCACCGAGCUGGAGCAAAAAGAUUGGUAUACUAUAUGAGUGCAGGAGAACUGAGCUGUAGGAGAUCUAUGCAGUGGGUUUGUUAUUUUUGUAGCUGUAUGCUCCAAGUCUGGGAGCAUACAGCUACAAAAAUAACAACUCAAUGGUUUUACAGCCUCUGCUUCUGGCAGAAGAAGAGGCUGUAAGAACUAACAUGAAAUUAAAUGACUUUCAAAAUCUAUUUGGAAAAAAUAAACUCUUUGUACAGAAAUCACGCCAGCGGAUUUUCAAGCGCGGUACUACCACGGCGAAAAGGUGUCGUACUACAUGAAAUCAAAAGUCGAGCGGUAUUCCCCCUACACGCAGGUGGACGGGGUGGUCCGACGGGUGACCCUGUUCAAGGACGUGAGGAGAAUGCGCCCGAAGCUGGUGGAGGAGCUCUUCCAGUUUCGAAACGACAAGCUCGUCAGGAGGCUGAAGCACCCCUUUGAGAACAGAGCGGUCGAGUCGUUUCUCACCGGCAGAAGUAACGCCCUCAAAGAAAUCGAAGAGGUAAGUAGAAGAUUUUUGGCGGGAUUCAUUUUUCGUCCGGUGCUGUGAAAAUUGUUGCAUCUCGUUGACCAGCAAUAAAGUGAAGAAGUGCUUUCGAUGCCACGAUCCGCGUCAACUGUCUUUUUACUACAGAGACGUAAUCUCUUUGCGCAAGAUGAAUCGUGUGAUGUUGAAAUCCAGCAAAUUCACUAACCCCGCCCCAGGUAUUUGGCUCCAAGCGGAUUCUGACGUAUUACCCGAGUUCCAGGCUCGACGGGCUAGAGAAAACGACGGAAGAAGUGGGAAAAAAAGUCUGUGAAUACUUCCAAGCGCGCGACGACAGAUUGAUCUACCACUCCGUCAAACUCGGGCCCACCGACCCCUUGCAAGCCGGGAAGCAGCCCACAAUACACGUUGAGGGGAUCGGUGUUUACUAAGAUGAUUAGCUUUGUACCUUUUUUGCUUGGGUGACUGUAUCCGGAGUGAAUGCAGCUGCUCCAGAGCGAAACGACAAAUGGUCAUGCAACUACGUAGUUCUUACCAACAAAUUGAAAUUUCGUCCCCUAUCACAGGUGAACUAGCCAUCAUCAAGAUGACGCUGAAAUACAGCAGGAGAGGGGAGCAGGAAAUGAAGCCCGGAUUCGCGCAGGAACCAAUAUCAGACACGACAACUCACGAUCCCAGCCGAAUGCCAUUCGUUUCUGACAGUCAGAUUAUCAGUCAGAGAUGUAGAAAAUAAAGUGCUUUGUUAUCUUUUUUUGCAUGAUCACAGGUCGUGGCGGCUCGACCUACUUGCUCCAAGCGACGCAACCACAAAGCAUGUAGAUGUCAUCUUCGAAAAAGCAUUUUUUACUGGCUUGCAAUGCCCUAUUAAGUAAGUACUUUGAUGUGCAACUGCACAAGAAGCGAACUGGCAGGGCAACUGUAGGUGAAAAAGUUGUCGCGCAGGAUAAGGAACGCCGGACUACCACAAAAUUGUGUUCUACGUGUCGGAGGGGAAAAUCCGGGCUGACCUGCACGGCCCCCGGUCGAAGAUCGUCGACGAGUCGCUGGUCUACAUCAAGGAAGACAACCAGCUGCGGCCCCUGUCCGCGCCGACGGGGAGGCUGUCAGACAAUCAACUGCGGGAUUUGAUUCAACUCGAGAAGAACUCGAAGGUUUCCUUUCAGGAUAUAGCCUGCUCAGGUGUUACAAUCUCACACGUUACAAUCGAAUCUGGAAUUUGUGUUGCAAGAAGUGCACUGCCUAGCUUACUCCCAUAGGCUUGCGCAUGACAAGUUCUGGAGUCCCAAUCCGCACUACAAUCUGGCGAAAUUUGUAUUGCAGAAAGUGGAAUGCUGUCCGAGUCUGUCAUGCUCAUCAUGCAAUACAAAACCCAGAUUCUAUUGUAAGGUUUGAGAUUGUAACGUUUGAGCGGGUCAUACAGGACGUGGUGUCAAAGAUCUACGGGGAGUAUGGGGCGCGGAGAAAAGAAGAAAAUUUGAUCAAGGUGGUCUACUUAUAUCAACUGUAAAAAUGUCUGGGUCUGGAAGAGUUCAUGUUUGUCAUGCUUGUCUGGCAUGACUCUUAAAUCUGUCAUGCACGUUACCCAAGAGCUCCGUUUUUCUGUGAUGCAGAAGCGCAGUUUGUCAUGCAGAAUAGGCAACACCUAGGAGCUCAGAAACUUGUCAUGCUGAGCCAGGAUUUGUAGCGUCAUCAUGAGACGCCACCCAGCAUCACAAGUUCCCAGACCCAGACCACAUUUUUACUUUUGACAACUUACUUGCUUCGACAACCUAGUAGAAAGAUCGAUUUUCCAACGUCCUGUGUCCUUGCACUACCAGAAGUACAACUAGCGCUGGGCGUUCUAGGUCUCUUUGUUUUCAUCAUCUCGAGAUGAUGAAAAUGAAAAACUUAAAAAAUCUGAACCACAGGUGCACCGUAAAAAGGAGCCGGGUAUCGAGAAGGAGCCCGUGCUCGAAAAGUCCGUAUACGACAUCGCCCGGACCAGGGCAGAAGAGGAGGAGCAGGUGCAGGCAGUCACCAAAAAAGAGGAUGAUAGCAUGCCAACCGACCAGCCAGACAGCAAGGUGGACUUCUUGGCCAGGUACAGAAUUGAUUUAUGUGACAGAUGUAGGUCAUUAUAGUUGGCGCAACGUGUUGUUUUAGUUGCUUUUUUUCUGGUGCAGCGCAUCAUGAUCUUGCGUUCGUUUUCAUCUUAGUGCCUGAAUUCUUAGUUAGUUGCACUUAACUACUCGCUACUACUUGUGCAUCGACAUGAAGAAGAAAAUGAAUCGAAGUGUGAUGUUGCUAAGUGCUUUGUUCGUCGAAGAAUGUAUUAGAGGUAAACAAACUGCUGUGUAUAAAUCAGGUAUCUGGUCGACUUAUCGAAUGUAAAAAUGUCUGGGUCUGGAAGGUUGGAACUUGUGAUGCUGCAUUUGGAUUCCAGAAAAAUCUGUAUUGCAUGAGUACCAAAAGGAAUGUAUUUUUUGCGACGCGGAGAGGGCAUUUGUCAUGCGGAAUAGGCAUCAAGAAGCUCCGAAAAAAUCUGUGAUGCUAGGGCAUGCAUCACAGACAUCAGGGCUCAUGCAAAACGUGCAUGACAAGUGUCGGAAUGUUCCAGACCCAGACACUUUUACAGUUGAUACGACUUCCAAGGAAAAGCGUUGGACGCCCUACAGGCCGAGUUUGUCGCCAAAAAGUGCAAGAACGACUUCCGCAAACGACUCCCUAUCAGAUGCAAAUAUGUCUGGGUGGUCUGGAAGAGUGGAAAACUUGCCAUGCAGGUUUUCCAUGGCUCAUGAGGUCUGGGAUGCAGGACCACCUAGUGUGACAGAUUCUGUGAGAUCUCUAUCAUGCCUGCUUAUCCCACAAAGGAAAUUAUAUGCCGCUUUCAAUUUCGUCAAAAGUUAACCACUUGUGGCAAUCUUGCAACACAGAGUCUUGCACGAUCCAGACGUAGCAUGAGAAGUUGCAGCGUUCCAGAGGCAGGACCCCAACAUAUUUGCAGUUGAUACGCCUGGACCGGGCGCAGAUCAUCCAAAGGAGGCUGGAAACGGAGCAGGAGAACUUGAAAAAGAAGAGAGCACAGAUGCUAUCAAAAGGAAAAAUCCCCCCUCCCCAUAUCGAAAUGGAAAUCUGUGAUGCGGGUUUUGUGUACACAAAUCGGAUUUGUCUUGCAGUAGAGGACUGCAAACAGAUACAAAGCCGGAGUAGGGGCGUUUUUGCGUAGGCACUUAGCAAGGCAGGCAUAUCCUCCGUAGGCCAUACAGCAUUACAAAUUGCCGGCAGAACGCGGCCAGGUCUUUGGAUUUGCCUUCUGGCAAUACAGAGACGAUCUAUGGCCUCAAAUCUGCAUCACAACUUUUCUGAAGUAUCCCGCUUUGGUAUGGGGAGGGGGGAUUUUUUCUUACCAUAGAUGCAGAGAAGAGGCGGCGACAACGUCGAGAAGGUACAAAUAAUAAUAACUAUGCAGAAAUGAGUCAGCGGUGGCCUAUUAUUAUAAUCUAUAGGGGGCCGCUUAGAAAAUUUUUCUAAGAGAAAUUGCUUAGGCGGUACCACUUAAGAGAGCUCCUUAAGAGAGCUCCUUAAGGGAGCGCCUUAAGAAGUUUCCUCAAGAAGCUUCCUGCAGGACGGACGUAGCUUGCUUCAGGAAACAGCUCGAGCCGUGCCCGUGCUCGCUGUCGCUGGGAAAAUGUCACGCCCUUGUGGCCAGGGCACGAGAUUUCGCGUACUCCAAAAUCUCACGUCCUUGUGGCCAGGGCAUGAGAUUCCGGGCUCCGAAAUCUCAUGCCCUGGUGCCGAGGGCAUGAGAUUUUGCCUGCUCCAAAAUGAGAAUCUCAUGCCCUUGUGGCCGGGGCAUGAGAUUCCGGGCUCCGAAAUCUCAUGCCCUUGUGCCGAGGGCAUGAGAUUUGGCCUGUUCCAAAAUCUCGCGUCCUUGUGACCAGGGCAUGAGAGUCCGGGCCCCGAAAUCUCAUGCCCUGGUGCCGAGGGCGUGAGAUUGUGACUGCUCCAAAAUCUCAUGCCCUUUUGGCCAGGGCAUGAGAUUUUGCCUGUUCCAAAAUCUCACGCCCUUGUGGCCGGGGCAUGAGAUUCCGGGCUCCGAAAUCUCAUGGAUGCCCUGGUGCCGAGGGCAUGAGAUUAUGACGGGAAGAGGCGGCCACAACGUUGAGAAGGUACAAAUAUGAGUUUAUAUUUACGUGUUUUGAGAAAACAUGGCUACCAAUCUAUCACCCCCAUCGGGUUUCUUGCGCACGACAGGGUGGUCGCAUGAUCUUGCGUGUUUUUGCACCGCUGGGUGAGUUGUGUAUCACGCAAAAGAUAUAAUUGCAUUUGAUUUGUUUCCUAUUGUCCUCAAAGAUGAUGUGUCCACACGCACCACAGGACGAGCGACAGUUCGAGCAGUUUCAGUCGCAGGCGAUGUUUAGGAUCCAGAUCCUGGAGCAGCGGCUGGCCAGGCACGAGAUGCACGCGGUCAAGAAGUUCGUCGAACUCGAGAACGCGCUCGCGGAAGACCCACGGCUGUCUGCCAUGUGGCAGAAAAAGUAAGCGAACAGCUUGCUGGUCUUCAGCCAAAGCGUCACGAGAGCACAGCAGGGUUGUCUCUUCGGGGACCUCGCGAUGUUGAAGCAAGAAUCUGUAAUGAGCACAGGCUCUGAAGACCUCUCUGACCAAAAUUAUUACCCAAUUACUUAUUCGAAAUAAACUACUUGUCAUUCCUACAGAACCAAUUUAUUAUCGUGUUUCGCAAGAAGAAGAACAGAAGAUAGUGAAGAAAGAAUGUGAUUAACAUUGUAGCAAGGUUAUGGUUAUGGAAAUACUACACAGCAAAGUGCUGCGGCACUGGAAGGAGGGCGAUGUUACCUAUCGCCUGCGUCAUUCGAGAGAAAUGUUGUUGACAGCAGCACAGAUUGGUGAUUUCCUCGCACCAACAGAUAUGUUUCAGCCGGAACGACCGGCUGAAAUAAGACGGAACAGCACCGGUGCUUCGUUUCAUUUCUAACAGCGAUAGGCAAGCGUGAGUAUCGAUUAGUAGACGACAAGAUUGGCAGCUUAGGAAGAAAUGCAUUCUGUACACCAGAUUCGAUUUGAAUGAAAAUGAGGAAGCCACUGUAUCUUAGAAACGGAAGUACUCCACCAAAAAUGCAGCAGUGCGAAGAGAAGAAAUGCAAGAAAGAAGCAAUAUGCUGCAUUUGAAGCGCGCAAGAGCUCGAGUGCCUGAC